Molecule: messenger RNA, 943 nt
Organism: Clupea harengus (Atlantic herring)
Lineage: Eukaryota; Metazoa; Chordata; Actinopteri; Clupeiformes; Clupeidae
Product: salivary glue protein Sgs-3-like
Exons: 1
Source: RefSeq, a predicted model, not a curated record
UCUACAUCUCAACCAUCUCAACCCACUACAUCUCAACCGACUCAACCCACUACAUCUCAACCGACUCAACCCUCUACAUCUCAACCCACUACAUCUCAACCGACUCAACCCACUACAUCUCAACCCACUACAUCUCAACCGACUCAACCCACCUCAUCUCAACCGACUCAACCCACUACAUCUCAACCGACUCAACCCACCUCAUCUCAACCGACUCAACCCACUACAUCUCAACCGACUCAACCCACUACAUCUCAACCCACUACAUCUCAACCGACUCAACCCACCUCAUCUCAACCGACUCAACCCACUACAUCUCAACCGACUCAACCCUCUACAUCUCAACCGACUCAACCCACUACAUCUCAACCGACUAAACCCACUACAUCUCAACCGACUCAACCCACUACAUCUCAACCGACUCAACCCACCUCAUCUCAACCGACUCAACCCACUACAUCUCAACCGACUCAACCCUCUACAUCUCAACCGACUCAACCCACUACAUCUCAACCGACUCAACCCACUACAUCUCAACCGACUCAACCCACUACAUCUACAUCUCAACCGUCUCAACCCACUACAUCUCAACCGACUCAACCCACUACAUCUCAACCCACUACAUCUCAACCAGCUCAACCCACUACAUCUCAACCGACUCAACCCACUACAUCUCAACCGACUCAACCCACUACAUCUCAACCGACUCAACCCACCUCAUCUCAACCGACUCAACCCACUACAUCUCAACCGACUCAACCCACUACAUCUCAACCAUCUCAACCGACUACAUCUCAACCGACUCAACCCACUACCUCUCAACCGACUCAACCCACUACAUCUACAUCUCAACCGACUCAACCCACUACAUCUCAACCCACUACAUCUCAACCCACUCAACCCACCUCAUCUCUCCCACUCGUGUAACAGUCCCUGAGAGAGG